Triplophysa rosa is the source of this 4453-nucleotide messenger RNA. RefSeq names its product GDNF family receptor alpha 2a (gene gfra2a). The transcript has 9 exons. NCBI's taxonomy places the organism in Eukaryota, Metazoa, Chordata, Actinopteri, Cypriniformes, Nemacheilidae. The record is from RefSeq and is a predicted model, not a curated record. Gene Ontology annotation, molecular function: signaling receptor activity. Gene Ontology annotation, biological process: nervous system development. Gene Ontology annotation, cellular component: external side of plasma membrane; signaling receptor complex.
GCGUAACGGGGGCACGUGCGCUCGAUUUUACAGUCGCUCCUCGGGAGCGCACUGCCUCCGCCAGAGCGCGCAUUGAGGAGUCAGAAGUCUGUCCGUAUAGCUCUGCCAUCUGAAGUUUCUCACUGUCUUUGCUUGGGGAUUUAAUUUCGAAGAUAAACGGGGAGCGGGAGUAUAUUUCCUAUAGAGGAACAGUAUUAAGCCAUGCGUUUUAAUUCUGUAUCAUUUUGAAAUAUCACAAAGCAUCAGCAUUGGGGGAAUAUGUCUCUUUCUAAACGAAACCACGGGUAACGGUUUCUACGGAAUGUGGGCUUGAGUUCCCCUCCUGAGCGGAAGAGUGAACUUUUCUCUAAUAAAUGAGGCAUUGGAUUAUUUAGACUGAAAAAGAAAACCAUGGUUCGACAAACGCUGGAUGCAGUUUGGGAUUUUUAAGGUCAGAGAACGUUUAGACAACAGCGUUGGUAUUUUAACAGGACAAAGCAGAAUACGGUUAUUUGGAGGGAACAUAUGACAGGAGGAGCGCGCAUCUUUAACGCACACGGAUUCCCUAUCAUAAACAGCAAGAUGUAUAUCUAUAUUUACGGCGUUCUGCUCUUUUUAGAUGAGCUAAUGUUCUCCAUGUCAAGCUCCUCCAUUCUUUCCGGGUCUGGGCACCAGGAACCAAUCGACUGUUUAAGGGCCAACGAGAACUGUAACCAGGACCAAAAAUGCAGCCAACGCUUCAGGAUCAUGAGGCAGUGUCUGGCAGGCAAGGACAGAAACACCAUGCUGGCCAAUAAGGAUUGCCAGGUAGCCAUGGAGGUGUUGCAGGAGAUGGCUCUGUUCGACUGCCGCUGCAAGAGAGGAAUGAAGAAGGAAAUGCAGUGCUUGCAGAGUUACUGGAGCAUCAACAUAGGCAUGACUGAAGGCGAAGACUUUUAUGAGCCGUCUCCUUAUGAACCAAUGACGCCUCAUCGCCAGUCAGAUGCAUUUCGCCUGGCGUCAAUCAUCUCAGGCAUACAUUCUGGCACUGGAAAAGGGCAGCCGCACUGCUCUGAUCCCAGCCGCCCAUGAAACCCCUGCCUGGACGCCACCAAAGCCUGCAACCUGAACGAAAGCUGCAAACGCCAGCGCUCCAACUACAUCUCCACCUGCAACCGCGCACAGGCCCAGGGGCAGCAGCCCUCGCAGACGCAGCCUCAGUCGCAGGAAAGCUGCAACAGGAAGCGCUGCCACAAGGCCCUGCGUCAGUUCUUCGAGCGCGUCGACACGCAGUUCAGCUACGGGCUGCUCUUCUGCUCCUGCAAGGACCAGGCCUGUGCCGAGAGGAGACGGCAGACCAUCGUGCCCAACUGCUCGUACCAGGACAAGAACAAACCAAACUGCCUACAGCUGCGCAACAACUGCCGUCUGGACGUACACUGCAGGUCACGGCUGGCUGAUUUCCACACAAACUGUCAGAUGACCCCUCACUCCGUCUCCAGCUGUCUCAACGAUGACUAUCAGGCAUGCUUGGCAUCCUACACCAGACUCAUCGGUACAGACAUGACUCCAAACUACGUAGACUCGGGUCACUCCAACUUCACCAUCUCCCCCUGGUGUACCUGCCGAGGCAGCGGGAAUCAGGAGGAGGAGUGCGAGAAAUUCCUACAGGACUUUAGAGAAAACACCUGCCUCCGAAAUGCUAUUCAGGCUUUUGGCUACGGGUCCAAGCCUGACCCUCAGCCUACUAGCGACUCGAUCAAACCCGAUCUCGUGGCCACAGCAAAUGUUCCAAAAACAACCAUGGAACCCGGGGAGGAGCCCUGCAUCAUCUCGUCCUGUGCAAAUUUACACGAACUUGGAGAGGAUUGCUAUCCUUCAAAAGACUACAUCUGCGAAAGUGAGGUUCGUGGCAGUCCACCUAACACAAGGGUAGAAGAUCCCAGGAAUUCAAGUCCAGGCACAAAAGCCCUGACUGACGUCUUCAUGCUCUGUCUGCUGUUUGCUUUCGGAAUCCUCACUAUAUAAACCUACCUGAGCUUCAUAUGCCUGCAUAGGGAGGACAAGGCCGAAGGAAACUCUUCAUGAUCAUCUUCAGACCAAACUCACACCUCUCUCCUCUAUACUGCAACUCUUUUUCCUUUCAAACACACACCAAACCACAAAGAGAGACAACAAAGAGACACAUAUCGCAAGGACUGCUGCAUAUUUGCAAAGGCGGAAUGGGAGAGAUGCUGAACAAAUGACAAAGAAAUGGAUAUUGCUUACUUGAUUCCAAAGUAAAGACCUGUUGGGUAUGCCGAUGGGUCUUAUUGCUGAUUGGUGGACCUGGAACUAAAAACCCAGGCACAGAGCUUUCCAGUCUAUUCCUGCCGCCCACACUGAACACUAGAAAGGGGCAUCUCGCACAACCCACCAGGCCCGUUGUCCGCAAACGGAUUACCCAGAAACAUUCUCCAUACCGGCACCACUGCCCAUUUAUCGGAUUUUCAGAGCUCCUCUUUGACAGGUGCUUCAGCUUUCUCAUUGUGAUUAUUCUUUCCGCUUCCGUCUUUUCUCUUCCCUUUGUUCACCAGUCGAACAGGAGUAAUUACUUUCCCGUUGUCCUUUUUAAACAUGAAGCGUUUGAAGUUUAAAUCCACAACCUGUCGAGACGGCGCACGGCAGUGACAACUCUCUUCGUAUUUUGUUUGAUUCGGAAAAGAACAUUGAGAUGAAAGUUGAUUUAAACGUACCGGUGGGUGAAGAGGCGCUGAUUUUUACGAGAGGAUUAGCCGGGGGUCAGUGAGUGUACGCUGACGAUGGGCUACCCACACAUGUAUCAUUUUGUCUGUGAAUAUGAAUGUUUUUUCUUUCCAAAAGUACAGUUGUUAAUUAUUACGUAAUGUCUUUAAGUGAAGGAUGUUGAGGCUGAAGAAAUGUCUAGAAUUCUUGAGACGAGCAGCAGGAGAGGAAGGACUGUAUGACCGCAGAAGUGCUCAGACCAGUAAUCACGCUAGUAAUUGCAGAAUCUAUCUCCGACUAAAUGGAGAAAAGUUUCAAAGACGGCAAGCACUCUGACACAUUCAUUGUUACGUAAAUCUUCGUGUGCAAUUUAUGAUGUGGCCUUACUCUUUGUUUUUCCUCAUUAUUUUCGAGACGCCAAGGCAGCACGCUGUGUGGGAAAGACAGUUUUUGCGGAGUUUUGAUAAGGGGAAAAAAGUGUAUUCAACCCAAUUCACAAAUUCAGUAAAUGCACUAGAUUCUUUUAUCAACAUUCCAAAUAAUGACGUUAAGAACAGACAUCUAUAUAUAUAUAUAAAUAUAAAUGUAAAGUACAAAUCUGAAAAGAUUUAUAUAUUGUGUCUUAGGCUUGUUAAAUAUGUACCAUCGCAGCGGAACAAAUGACAAAUAUGAACAUACUUUGUGUAAAUACGACACUAUUGGAAAAAGGAGAAAUUCAUUAAAGACAUGUUGUAUCGGUCAGGGUUCAUGUGUGUAAACAGAUUACCAGUCAACAUCAACGGGAUUUUGUUUUUCAGUCAAAUAAAAAUUGAGCCAAUACUUUGUAGAACGAAAGGCUUUAUAAGAUCAAUGCUGUGCAGCUGUACUGUAAUAUUGUUUCUGAAGGAUACGAUGAUUUUAAAAAUCCGUUCUAUUUUACCAUGCCAUGCCGAAAACGAAUGUUUCUGUGCUUGUUUCUUUCAUUGGAUUGAGUCGUUUGAGCAAAGCCCUGAAGUGUGAGUGUUCUGACUAAAUGCCGCAUUUCUCUAUUCGUGCUGUGUUUAAACACUUGAAGUAUAUAGACGUGUAUACAGUAUAUUUUUGACAAAACAAAAUAUAUUUUAAGGGAGUUAUUGAGGCAGGUUUGUCAUUGUUCGGUGAGAACGAAAACAAAUUUAAACGGGGAGAAAAUGAUCUUGGAGCCAGAUUGACGUUGAUUGGUUCAAUGUGGGCACGGACCUACUGGUGAACAGAAUUUAAAAAGGAAAAAAAAACAUUUGUUGAAAUUCUUUGCAAGUUGUCAAUUCACAUUCAGUACAAGAGAAUUUGAAUCUUAAUGUAUCGAGGUGCAAAGUGCCUGCCAAAUAGUCCCCAACACAGUGUUGAAUUAUCAAAAACUGGCGUGGAUACAGAACCGCUCUAUUGUUGUGUGUGUGUGAUAGAGAGAGAGUGUGUGUGUGUAUCCUACAUGUACAGCAUAAAUUUGUAACACAAAAAAUGUCUGGUCGGUGUGUGGGGUGUUUCAGACUGUUUGAAUGACAAACGCAAGCUUCACAUGCACUUAUAUGAGUACUCAUCUAAAAGAAAUGAAUCCUGAUAAAGAGUAGCACUUCACUGUCAGCUUAUGCCAUGUCACCUGACAUUGAUAAGACAUUGUGAUUUGAUCAACAGUUCUACGUCAUCUCAUUGUUGCUUUGAUGUAAGGCUCACCUCCUUUCUGUAGACUGCUGUGAGGUCCAGAUAUGCUAAUGCUGUGCUUGUUUCCUGAUCAAUAAAGCCACUUCAAUUUGUA